AUUGUUUUAGUGGGCUAAGAAUUUUACACCAUAAAGUCAUAAUUCGAUGAAUCUGUCGCUGUCAACAUCUAAAUUUUAAUCUUCUUAAAGCCUUCUUUUACGAGAAUUAUCUUCAACCAGAUACAGCUCGACACAUCUUGGAGGUGACGAUGAAGUCAGGUAAAAGUUCUUUGAUAUUGCGGGUGUUUAUCAUCUUGGUGUCUGGAUUCAUCACCACACAAACCAGAGCUGACGGUUUGGAAGAUGGAUAUGACAACGCCACUACCAUCUUGUAUGAAGACAUGACCGAGAUCAUCAUCGAUGACGAUGCCUCUGACUCAGGAUGGGCUUGGUACCCAAUAACAUGGAGAUGGUGGACAAUUAGCCAAGUCAUUUGCGCCAUCCUUGGCGUCUUCGACAACGGGGUCGUCAUCGUGAUCAUAUUCCAGCGGCUUAAGAAGAACCGAUCAACAGACACCUUGAUUGGAGCUUUGGCCAUUGCUGAUUUCCUGACGUCCGUGUUCCUGUUCCCAAUUCCUUGGGCCAAGCGUGUGCCUCCAACCAUCCUAGGUAAGAUGUACUGCAAGCUGCUCUAUCCGGGCUUCGCUCUUUGGUUAUGCAUAACCGCAUCCACCUACAUCCUCAUGGCAAUCUGCAUCGAACGUUACAUCGCGGUCGUUCAUCCACUCUACUUCAAAAGGGUCUUUACCAAGGCUAAAGUAUCACUCGCUGUGCUUUUCCUCUGGGCAUUUUCCUUCGCUCAGUGCUUCUAUGCCUUGUUCACCUUUAUCCACGACGAGGAAAUCGGUUACUGUAGUUCUAUUGUUGAUACCAAGAUGGGUAUGGAAGCCAGCGCUUACUACGCCUUCUCAAUUCGUCUAGCCAUUCCCGUCCUGACCAUGGUUGUCACCCAAAUCAUAAUCAUCCGGUCACUCCAUGUCCAGUCCAAGGUAUUCAAGGGUAUGACCGGUGAGAGUCAAGCCACCUCUCCGACCUUUCACAUCACUGCCCGGAACAACGUCAUCAAGAUGAUGUUCAUCGUCGUCAUGGUCUACGUCGUCACCUGGACACCCAAUCAGAUUGCCUACCUUUGCUUCAACCUCGGUUACAUCUCCUCGUCCUACCGAGGAAGUCCCCUCCACCGCAGUCUUACGGUCUUUGCCUUCCUCAAUUCCUGCGCCAACCCCAUCAUCUACACGUCCCGUCAUACCGAGUUCAGGAAGGCCCUCAAGAGUCUCUUUACCUGUUCUAAACUCGAGAUCACCUCCCUCUUCGAGAUCAAAGAUGAUACUGGGGGAAAAGACAGUUCGCAAUCAAACAGGAAGAUGAAUGAGAGUAUUCCAGAAACACCUUGAAUGCACUGUGGAGCUUUCCACUUCAACAUCAAUAUCUAUCAAUAUCUAUUUCAAAAGGCAAUGAUAACAACAUCAACAAUUACAAUUAUGAUACUCAUGAUGAUAUAAAAAUAGAAUUAAUAAUACGAGUUAAUUUUUUUUCUAUUUUCAUCAUACAUGUAUACAGUGGUGCUAACAAGUUAGUGAACCCCAUCCGAAAAUGGACACAAUUUCACAGUGUUCAAAUUCUGCUUUCUUUUAGAUAUUUGAUUGUGAAAUCAGGUGAUAAGAUUUUAAAUUCGAUAUAGUUCGUUUCUCUGCAUGGGCUCGCCGGACAUACCUUGUUGUCUUCGUUCAACAUUCGGCAUGAACUAGUGCAUUUUCUGGCGGGGUUAACUCACAUUUUAGCACCACUGUACAUCAAAUACAUAAACAAUGACAAAUCAAAUAUAAUUACACUCUAAAUUCCAAGGUUUUGAAAUAAAUCCAGGAUCCCGUAGCUCAAAAGUUAGUGAUUAAUCGUACGCUUGAUUUUUACGAUUAAUUGUACAUUUUAGGUCAUGCAACCAAUCGUUAAUAAUGUUUGAUUGGGUUUGAUUUCUUGUUUUCUUCUGCAGUCAUAUCGUUCGCAUUAUACAUUUCCAUUAAAUAGCAAACAAAAUAAUAUACUAAUUGUCCAAAAAUUCGGCAAAUUGUAUAUUUUGUCUGUAAAGAUUGUUUGCCACGGAGGGUCAUACGUUAACAGAAAGGGAAUCAAAAGAUAUCAGCUACGUCUUCUGAAUUUAUCGCAACAUCAUGAACUCUUACUGUGACAUUGUCUUUGGGCAAUGUUUUGGUUUCUUGCCAACCGAAUCAUUGAUGAUCUACCAUGUGGCUUUGAUUUUUGUUUUGACUCUGUUGAGCUUCUCGGACUAAAAAGAUUUGCGAACGGUAAUAAUUACAUUAGUUAGUCUUUAUUUAAAUUUUGUAUUCAUUUUGUUUUGAAUAGAAGGGUUUUUUGAAAA
Messenger RNA from Lytechinus pictus (painted urchin), 2317 nucleotides. RefSeq names its product galanin receptor type 1-like. The coding region runs from base 150 to 1334 and encodes 394 amino acids. Gene Ontology annotation, molecular function: G protein-coupled receptor activity. Gene Ontology annotation, biological process: G protein-coupled receptor signaling pathway. Gene Ontology annotation, cellular component: membrane. NCBI's taxonomy places the organism in Eukaryota, Metazoa, Echinodermata, Echinoidea, Temnopleuroida, Toxopneustidae. The transcript has 2 exons. The record is from RefSeq and is a predicted model, not a curated record.